Molecule: messenger RNA, 2121 nt
Organism: Chlamydomonas reinhardtii
Lineage: Eukaryota; Viridiplantae; Chlorophyta; Chlorophyceae; Chlamydomonadales; Chlamydomonadaceae
Exons: 7
Coding region: 234-1277 (347 amino acids)
Biological process (GO): sulfate assimilation; phosphatidylinositol phosphate biosynthetic process
Molecular function (GO): 3'(2'),5'-bisphosphate nucleotidase activity
Source: RefSeq, a predicted model, not a curated record
AUUUGCUGUCCAGGCCGUUGCAGACACUGCGCGCGCACGAGCUCACAUCCAUCGUUAUCGUCGCUUGCCAUUUUACCCUGUCGCUAAGGAUGCAGAGCCAGCGACUAGCCGCAUCAAAAGGCUGUGCACUUCGCACAUCUGCAGCGCGAUGCCGUCGCGCUCUUUGCGCGCGCGCGAGCUCUGCUGCGCACGCCCCCACUGUUGCUCGCCCUCAAGCAAAGUACGCGCGCGAGAUGGCAAGCGCGAAGGAGGCAGUGCGUUUGGCAUCUCGCCUCUGCCAGGAGGUGCAAAGGCAGCUCAGCGCGGAGGAGCGGGUAGACAAGAAGGACGACUCGCCCGUCACCGUCGCCGAUUACGGCGCGCAGGUGGUUGUGGCCUGGACGCUGCAGCGCGCCGACCCCUCCACCCGCCUGUCCAUGGUGGCUGAGGAGGACAGCACCGAGCUGCGCACGCCGGCGGGCCGCCCUAUGCUGGACCGCAUCACCGCGCUGGUCAACAGCGUGGUGGCGGCCGCGGCGCCUGGUGAAGUGCUGAGCCCGGAGCAGGUGCUGGACAUCAUCGACCUGGGCGCCUCCCAGGGCGGCCCCAGCGGUCGGCACUGGGUGCUGGACCCCAUUGACGGCACGCGCGGCUUCGUCGGCAUGCGCCAGUACUCGGUGUGCCUGGGUAUGUUGCAGGACGGCGAGGUGGUGCUGGGCGUGCUGGGCUGCCCCAACCUGCCGCAGGGGCCCGUAGGCGACGAUGACGGCGCCACUGGCUCGGCUCAGCGGCUCAGCGGCGACGCGGACGUGGGCUGCCUUUUCUUUUCGGAGCGGGGGCAGGGCGCCUGGGUGGAGCCGCUACAGAACGCUGGCGACGCGGCGCCGGCGCAGGUCCGCGUGGCGGAGGUGACGGAAGGCGCGGAGGCUCGGUUCAUGGAGAGCGUGGAGAGCCGCCACUCCAGCCACAGCAUCAACGCGGCGCUGGCCCGGGAGCUGGGCGUGGUGCGGCCGCCUCUGCGAAUGGACUCGCAGGUCAAGUACGGGUUGUUGUCGCGCGGCUGCGGCACCAUUUUCAUGCGCUUCCCGCCCGCCACCUACAAGGAAAAGAUCUGGGACCACGCCGCCGGCUUCGUCAUCGUGGAGGAGGCGGGAGGACGCGUGACGGACGCCGCUGGUGUGCGCCUGGACUUCAGCAAAGGGCGCUUCCUUGCCCUGGACCGGGGCAUCAUCGCGGCGCCACCGGCGCUGCAUGAGAAGCUGGUGGCUGCGGCGGCCAAGGUGGCGCCCAAGGCGUGAGCAGCAGGCUCGGAGGGGUUCAAACACAGUUAGACAACCCUCAGUUACUGCCCCGAAUUACAGCUCUCAGUUAUUCCGCCUGGCAAAGCUGCCGCAACAGUUUCGCUGGCCAUAGUGCGGGAUGGUUACGGGGGAGGGGGGUUGCGAAGGGGGGAUGCUGGUCAUUGGGAGCGCGAAUGUAAGUUAUUCCGAGGGCGCUGCGCCUGACGUAGACAACUUAGAGAACUUAGAGAAGGUCACAAGGGUGAUAUGCUUGACAUGGUACUGUAGAUGAUGUGUCGGGCAGGUGAGCUUCCUUUCCUCACGUCAGUCCUCACGUGCAGAGAUGUGAUGCACGGAGUGUAAUAGACCAUCAGGAGUGGGCAGGUCGGACUGUCGGAGAGCGGUUAGGGUUAUGGUUGUGCAGGUAUGGACGUAUGGUGUACAUCGUACUGACACCGCGCGGGCGCGUGGCCCGCUGGGCCGAUGCACGCCAGCAGUAGCAAGGGCAGCUUUGCGGGGCGCUUAUGAAAGGUAACGUGCAACUGCUGUCGCUGCUUGUCCCACGCUUGCUGUCCUGCUGUGCCAGCCUCCAGGCCUCUCCAGGCUUGUGCUCGCUUGCUUUCUCGGUUUCGCAUUGUUAUCGUGAAAGCAUCGUCGAUUCGUAAUUGUGACCCAUGUGCAGCAACCGAGCAACUUAACGUGUGAACUGAGACGUGUGGCAGUAGCAGUGACCUGAAGGUGUUGCACGUGGUUGCCGUGUCCGGGCUUCAAGUGAACGGGUGCAAAUGCGUCCAGCAAGACCUUGAGCACGGCAGCGCCAGGCGUCGCCAGGUGCCGUGGAGAGGCGUCGAAAUGGUGCCCU